GCAAAAAGAGAAUUUAUUAAAAGAAAGAGAAAGACUCCUGGGUGAGAUGGAAACUAUGCGACAGCGCAUGAAAAACAUGUCUAUUUAUACAGAGGAACUCGAGAAAAAAAAUAGCGACAUUGAUCAUAGAUUGAACGAGAUGCAAGAGACUCUCGCCAUGCAGUUAAACGAGACGUCGCGAGAGAAAAGAGCCCGUGAAAAGACAGAAAUAGAAGUGCAUAAGCUACAAGAAGAAAUUGCUAUGAAAAAGAACGAGCUUGAGACAGCAAAUGCAACUAUUGAAGUCAAUAUAAGUAACGUAAUGAGAUUGGAAAACCUAGUAAAGGAGCAUAAGACAUUCGGCGAGAAAAUGCAGAAGGACAUUAACAAACUAAUAUUGAAAAAAAUGAAUCUCCAAACAGACCUCGAUAAUGCAAAUUUUGAAAUUGAAAAGCUAGAAAAAGAACUUUCUGACAAUGAGAAACUAUUAAAAAACGUCCGAUAUGAACUUAACAGAAUAAAACAAGACAACGUCAAAUGCAAGCACGAAAAAGACAUGAUAGAUAAACGAUUGCAGAAAGUCGAGAUUGAACAUUCAAAGUUGGAAAGCGAGCACAAACAAGCUCUCAUCGACAUCAAGAACACUGGGCGAGAGAUAUUCAUAUGCCGCAAAGAACAACAUGACACCAAGCAACAUAUCGAGACUCUUUUGCGAGAGAAAAACAUUUUUAUUCAUAACAAGGAAAUCAUUCAAGAGCGAGUCAAGAGACUGAAUCGUGAGCUGUUGUUAUCCGUAAACAGCAAAAAGAAAAUUGAACACGAGCUAAACACGGUGAUACAGAACGUCGAGGACAUAAAAAAAGAAAUGAAGAUAAUUGAAGACGAGAGAGACAGAUAUAACGCGACAGUGCAAAGAUUAGAAAAACAG
This is a messenger RNA of Pseudomyrmex gracilis, 907 nucleotides long. RefSeq lists its product as uncharacterized. The annotation marks the transcript as partial. The transcript is spliced from 3 exons. Lineage: Eukaryota; Metazoa; Arthropoda; Insecta; Hymenoptera; Formicidae. The record is from RefSeq and is a predicted model, not a curated record.